CGGCAGAUGCGGCGCCUUCAGGCGAUCGGUCCGACAGAGCUGUUGGGCCUCGCCGACCGUCGCUAUGUCGCGGCAGAGCACCCUGUACAGCUUCUUCCCCAAGUCUCCGGCGCUGAAUAAUGCCAACAAGGCUCCGGCCAGGGACUCAAGCGAAGACGGCGCCGCCGUCACCAGGGCCUCCCCUUCCCCCAGCGGGGAUGCGUCCCGGAGCCAGGCCGUGCCUGGGCCCAGGCCCCUGGCGGGCUCCGGGUCGCUGCCCGAGGCGAAGAACCUCAACGGAGGGCUGCGGAGAUCGGCAGCGCCUGCGGCCCCUUCCAG
Galeopterus variegatus (Sunda flying lemur) is the source of this 318-nucleotide messenger RNA. Its product is annotated as DNA mismatch repair protein Msh6-like. The annotation marks the transcript as partial. The transcript has a single exon. NCBI's taxonomy places the organism in Eukaryota, Metazoa, Chordata, Mammalia, Dermoptera, Cynocephalidae. The record is from RefSeq and is a predicted model, not a curated record.